AUGAUUUUGAGAAAGGUUAGGAAUAAGCCCAGAACUACAUGGGAAGAUCUGGUAAAUGACCUUAAGAGAGCUAAGACCACAGUCUCAGAGAUUAUCGCUAGUAACACACUACACCGUCUUGUAUUAAAAUCCUGCAUGGCACACCAGGUCACGCCAGGACAUAUCCAUGCUCAUUUGAAAUUCGCCAGUGACCAUCUGGAUGAUCCAGAGGUGAUAUGGGAGAAGGCUACGUGGUCAGAUAAGACUAAAAUAGAACUUUUUAAUAUCAAUUCCACUCACUGUGUUUGGAGGAAGAAGAAGGAUGUGCACAAUAACAAGAACACUGUCCCAACCCUGUUUUCAUGUCCAGAAUGUGAGAAGAGUUUUAAGUAUAAGAGUCAUGCUGUGAUGCAUCUGAGAACUCACACAGGAGAGAAGCCAUAUUGCUGUUCAAAAUGUGGAAAAGAUUUUGCUAACAAAUCACAGCUUGUUCGACAUCUUAGAAUCCACACAGGAGAGAAGCCAUUUUCAUGUGCAGAAUGUGGGAAGUGUUUUAGUCACAAAUCAAAUCUUGAUCUUCAUCUCAGAACCCACACAGGAGAGAAGCCAUAUUCAUGUCUUGAAUGCGGGAAAUGUUUUAGUCAUACAACACCUCUUGUUAAACAUCAGAGAACUCACACAGGAGAGAAGCCAUAUUCAUGUCCUGAAUGUGAGAAAUGUUUUACUAAUAAAUCAUCUGUUGUUGAACAUCGAAAAAUUCACACAGGAGAGAAGCCAUAUUCAUGUCCUGAAUGUGAGAAAUGUUUUACUAAUAAAUCAUCUGUUGUUGAACAUCAAAGAAUUCACACAGGAGAGAAGCCAUAUUCAUGUCCUGAAUGUGAAAAGUGUUUUGAUCAGAAAACAAAACUUGUUAUACAUCUGAGAUCUCACACAGGAGAGAAGCCAUAUUCGUGUCCAGAAUGUGAGAAAUGUUUUAGUCGUAAAUCAAUUCUUGUUAAACAUCAGAGAAUUCACUUAGGAAAGAAGCCAUAUUCAUGUCCUGAAUGUGAGAAAUGUUAUACUGAUAAAUCAUAUCUUGUUAAACAUCAGAGAAUUCAUACAGGAGAGAAGCCAUAUUCAUGUCCUGAAUGUGAGAAAUGUUUUAGUGAUAAAUCAUAUCUUGUUAAACAUCAGAGAAUUCAUACAGGAGAAAAGCCAUAUUCAUGUCCAGAAUGUGAGAAAUGUUUUAGUGAUAAAUCAUAUCUUGUUAAACAUCAGAGAAUUCAUACAGGAGAGAAG
Bufo gargarizans (Asiatic toad) is the source of this 1257-nucleotide messenger RNA. RefSeq names its product zinc finger protein 501-like. Gene Ontology annotation, cellular component: nucleus. The annotation marks the transcript as partial. Gene Ontology annotation, biological process: DNA integration; regulation of transcription by RNA polymerase II; DNA transposition. The transcript is spliced from 2 exons. The record is from RefSeq and is a predicted model, not a curated record. Lineage: Eukaryota; Metazoa; Chordata; Amphibia; Anura; Bufonidae. Gene Ontology annotation, molecular function: RNA polymerase II transcription regulatory region sequence-specific DNA binding; DNA-binding transcription factor activity, RNA polymerase II-specific.